Molecule: messenger RNA, 560 nt
Organism: Suillus discolor
Lineage: Eukaryota; Fungi; Basidiomycota; Agaricomycetes; Boletales; Suillaceae
Exons: 3
Coding region: 199-453 (84 amino acids)
Source: RefSeq, a predicted model, not a curated record
UUAUAACGUCAUAUCUAGGAAAGGAGCGCCUCAGUUGGGAAUAUCUGAGUCUCGCCGUACCCGUACCCACCAUACCCGUGCUAUACCCUAUAAAUAUGCGGUCAGUCUCGAAGGCAGGUCCCCAUCGCUCCUUCAAUUACUCUGAGGAUCUUUAUCACUGCAUUCAGCACUUUUUUCAAAUAUCUUUAUUACUGCACAAUGUCUGCCAAAGCCACGAAGACCCUGAUUGAGAUUGUCAACAACACCCAAUACACGAUCUCUGUCCGCAUCACCAAUGACAAUGACGAGCGGUCUACUGGAUUCUUUGACAUCGAGCCGGGGAAGGCCGAUUUUUGGGCCAGAAGCUUCUGGCAAGUGGCCUUCGUGUUGAGGAAUUCGGUCGAUCCAACCGAUAACAAGGCGUUGACUUUGGUUGUGAGGCCCACGGGGGUUUACUACAUCAACGAUGAUUAGAAGCAGUUUGAGUUGGGUCGCUGCUAGUUUGUACUGUAGUAUGGCCUGCCGUGAUGUCUUGUUGUACAACAAAGUUGCAAGGUGGAAUCAAUAGGUGUAUUUGUCGC